This is a messenger RNA of Daphnia pulicaria, 1236 nucleotides long. RefSeq names its product importin-4-like. The transcript is spliced from 6 exons. Gene Ontology annotation, molecular function: nuclear import signal receptor activity. Gene Ontology annotation, cellular component: nucleus; cytoplasm. Gene Ontology annotation, biological process: protein import into nucleus. The coding region runs from base 1 to 1128 and encodes 375 amino acids. The record is from RefSeq and is a predicted model, not a curated record. NCBI's taxonomy places the organism in Eukaryota, Metazoa, Arthropoda, Branchiopoda, Diplostraca, Daphniidae.
AUGUGGAACAAUGAAUCAACGUUUAUUUAUGACGAUGAGAAAUUAGAUUACAUUUUAAAACAAGCUGCUUUUGGCAAGAAAAUAACAAAUGAUUAUGCAAAAUGGGCCCAACAGAUACAAUUAGCAGAAAAUCUGGAGAUUGUCGUGUUACUUGAUGUCAUUAAAAAAGCAAGUGAUGCAAACAAGAUAUUCAAGGAAAUUGAAGACAACCUAGUUCAGUUGAGGGGUCGGAUCUGCAGUCGAUCCGAAGUUUCUACAUUAGCCCCUAAUUUGAAAGCAGUCACUGAACUAUGCUUGAAAAUUGCUUCCAAAAAAGAGUUGCACGAUGCUAUUCGAACAAAAGCUUUGAUUCGUAUUGCCACUCUCGCGCGACUCAACGAGCAGUCAAUGAUUGAGGAUGAACUGGAUGUUCCAAUUCUCCAAACCAUUUUCCUGGUAAUGACUGAGGUGGACGGUGAAGAGGAUGAAUAUGAUCAGGUGAAAUCGGACAAGCCCUGCAUUGUUGCUGCCCAAACAUUGCAUAAGUUGGCGUUACACUUGCCGCCUGACAAGGUCAUCACACCUUUGCUUCAGUGGGCUGAUCUCGUCUUUAAAGACUCUGAUACUCGUGCUCAGCAAGCAGGAUACACUGCCUUAGCAGUUGUGGUGGAAGGCUGUGCAGAGCAUAUUCGUACCGAGUACAUGGCAACGUUUGUUCAGGUCAUCUGCAGUGGCGUCAAACAUCCGCAAGCGCACGUUCGUAAUGCCGCUCUCUACGCAAUCGAAAAAUUUGCCCAGUAUCUCCAACCCGAUAUUGACAAAUACGCAAAUGACAUCUUGCCCAUUCUCUUGGAAUACUUGUUGGCGACAAGCAAUAGCUUGGCCAAUGGUAAGAAAGUGCCACGCAGUGUGGAACGCGUUUUCGACACCCUGGAGAUGUUUUGUGAUACUAUGGGAGCGAAGCUCAAUCCCUUCGUACCCGCUCUGAUGGAGCAUCUCUUCAUCGCACUUAACCCGACCUACCCGUUUCUUAUCAAAGAGUUGGCUCUUAAUGCCAUUGGAGCAACUGGGUCAUUCCGCCGAGUUUCGAAUUUUUUCGUCGCAAAAAAAAUCGAUUUGCUUCAUUUUUUUAUCGCGUGUUCUUCAUAACAUUAAGAAACAUUUGACCAAAGGAUUUUUUUUUAUCGUGAAUGGGAAGCCUUCAAUUAAAUGUUAAAGUUUUGCGCUUUUUCACAAAUUUUAUGCGCGUUUUUUCAU